This is a messenger RNA of Neospora caninum, 2292 nucleotides long. RefSeq lists its product as hypothetical. Bases 1 to 2292 code for a protein of 763 amino acids. Gene Ontology annotation, molecular function: protein binding. Lineage: Eukaryota; Apicomplexa; Conoidasida; Eucoccidiorida; Sarcocystidae. The record is from RefSeq and is a predicted model, not a curated record. The transcript is spliced from 6 exons.
AUGUCGGCGGCUGCUGAGGCCGUGGGAGGCGCUUCGGGGCUCUCAGCGGCGCCCGUCGCUGCUUCGCCCUCAGCUCCGGGUGUCCUCUCGGCUGCCGUCUCGCCUGGAGUGUCUCUGGCGGUGUCUCCGUUUUUUCCGCUCUUCCGCCUCGCGCGUCACGAGCCGGUCGACGCCGUCAAGGAGGCCUUCGAGAAGACUUUCGAGAAACAUCGGCAGGAACUCGUGGAGCGGCAUCCGUCGCUGGAAGCGUCAGCCUUGCAGGCGCUGCAGGAGAAACUCAUCCAGGACCAGCACCUGCUCGUGGACCCAACUUCACGGGGCACACUGCUUUUUGAGAUUGCUCAGCGCUCCAAAGACGAGGAAGCAGUCGAGCUCGCCAAGUUUCUCGUCGACGAGAAACGCGUCCUGACCGUGGCGCAACGCGAUCGCAUGCAACAGACCUGUCUCUUCUACGCCGCUCGCGAAGGCCACGUCGCCCUCUGCAGAUUCUUCAUUGAGCGCGGCUGCGACCCGAACGCCCAGGACACCGUCGGGCAGACCUGUCUCUUCUACGCGUCCCGCGAAGGUCGAGCCGCAUGCAUUGCGGAGAUUCUCGACCGCGGCGGGAACCCGAACUUGAUUGACAUCAAUCGGCAGUCUUGUCUCUUCUACGCGGCUCGAGACAACCGCCUCGACGCGGUGCGUGUCCUCCUCGAGAAAGGCGCUGACCCACACGUGAAGGACACUCUGAGAAAGACUGCCUGGCACUUUGCCAAGGCAAACAAUCACCUGGCGGUGUGCUCCCUCCUCAAGGGUUCGGGGGGUGGUGGAGCCCAGACGAGCGCCGCUGCGGUCGGCGCUCGAGGCCCAGUCCCCGUUCGGAGUUGCAGCAGCAUCUCCUCGCUCUCCUCGUUCUCCUCCUUUUCAGGCGCCGCCCCCACCUCGCCGAACGCGGGUUCCGCUGGUCUCGCCACAGGCGCGGAGACUCCUGCCGCGAGCCUUGAGACUCCCGACGGCGCGGGCAACGGACAGGCAGGGGGAUCCGGAAAACCCGCGCCAGGCGUCGGCGAGGCGGCGUGCGGCGAGGAGGUACCUCAGAGAAAGAAGUAUCGGCUGCAGUUCCGCCCGCUCCCCGACGAGUGCCCAGACCUGUGGCUGAACGCCGGGAAUGAGAAGUUAACAGAGUUCGAGCGGCUCUUCCCCGCCCUCAGUGUAUGGCGCCGCGAUGCGCAAGAGACCGGUUCUGCGGCGCAGACGAGCAAUGAGGGCGGAGCGUCCGUCGCUUCCCAGGGGGCUAAAGAAGCCUCGCAAAACCACUACGACUCGAUUCGUCUCGCUCUUCUGCAAAAUGCGCAACAAGCGGCGCUGGGUACAGGCAGUCCGGGCAUGGAUUUGCUGGGUCUGUGGCAAAGUGCGGCCUCGGCGCUCCUCUCCGAACUCAGCAAAUAUGAAGGUGGUCAUAUUUUUGAGAAGCCGGUGGAUCCAAAGACGGCGCCGGGAUACUACGACGUGGUGACCCGACCCAUGUCGCUUUCCUGCAUUAAGGCCAAAAUCCGAAAGAGCGAUUACGCCCACCCUCAGCAGUUCCUCAAGGAUGUUGAGCAAGUUUUCAUCAACUGCGAGAUCUACAACCAACAAGGCUCGUGGGUUUGGAGCAUUGGCAAGAACAUGCAGAAGUUCUUCACGAACCAGGUGAUGAUCACGCGCUUCCAGGACUACGUGGACAAGUACAACAAGAUCUACAACGUCCUCGCGGAGUGUGAACAAGAAAACCAACGCGCCAAGGCGGCGCGCACAGACGGGGACACUAGCGGUCAGCCAGAAGAGCCCAAGACCGAAGAGACGCCGAAUGCGUCUUCUUUGGAAGAAAGCGGCGAGGCGUCUGCAGGAAGAAGCGAUACUGUGGAGUUAGCUCCUUCGGUCGAGUCCGCAGGCGCAGAAGCAAAGGCCGGGGAAGAAUCUGGCGACAGUGGCGAGAAGGGAGAGAAGGCGAUGAAGCGCGAAAACGCGCCUUCGGCAGGUGCCUCGGACGGUGAAGAAGCGAGGUCAAGGGAGAGCCGGAAGGCGGAGGACGCGGAGACGGGCAAGAGCGAAGACGAGAGACGGAGAGACAGCAGACGGUCGUCUGCAGCGUCAGGGAAAGAGUCUUGUGGCCGAGGAGAGGAGGCGAAAACGGAGGAAAAGGAGAGUAAGCGCACUGAGGAAGAUGGUGGCAGCGCGAAGAAAGAGAAGGACGAGAACAAAGGGAAAGACACUGCAAAUGCAGACGGCCGGAAACGCAGGAGAGACGAGGCGGGCGAAGCUGCCACGUAG